Drosophila virilis is the source of this 709-nucleotide messenger RNA. It is a transcript of the gene Tim10, whose product is annotated as translocase of inner membrane 10. Gene Ontology annotation, cellular component: mitochondrial inner membrane. NCBI's taxonomy places the organism in Eukaryota, Metazoa, Arthropoda, Insecta, Diptera, Drosophilidae. Gene Ontology annotation, biological process: protein insertion into mitochondrial inner membrane. The record is from RefSeq and is a predicted model, not a curated record.
CGUGCAUUAAAAAAACACGUUGUUACGUUGUUAAAUUAAAAUUGUGUGUUCAUUAGGGCAUUUUUAACCGUUGGUGGAGUGUAUGCAUUUGUAUUGUCAAAAAGAUCAGUAGAAGGCCGCAGAUUCGAGACAUUACGUGUGCGAGAGCGCAUGAAAAAGGCAAACCACGGUGAAUACGAUCACACAAUUUCGGACAGGCGCUUCGACUAGAAAACAACUGCAAAUACAAUCAAAUAAAUAAAAAAUAUAUAUUUAUUUAUAACCAACUUACAUUAGCAACUACAUAUAAUACAUAACAAAAAUGGCUAUGCCACAAAUAAGCGUGGCCGACCAGGCAAAAUUGCAGCUGAUGCAAGAAAUGGAAAUUGAAAUGAUGUCGGAUUUAUAUAACCGCAUGACUAACGCCUGUCACAAGAAGUGCAUCCCGCCGCGCUACGGCGAGUCAGAAUUGGGCAAAGGCGAAAUGGUUUGCAUCGACAGAUGCGUUGCAAAAUAUUUGGACAUACAUGAAAAGAUUGGCAAGAAGCUAACGGCCAUGUCCAUGCAGGACGAGGAGCUGAUCAAAAAAAUGUCUAGUUAAAUUUUAAGUUUCUAGGAUUUGGUCACAUUGACCCGAGCCAAAGCGCAUUUCAAUUGUUACGUUUUACACACACCACGACAGGCACACACACACACACACACAAACACAAAUAAACAUAGUACGCAACAA